UGAAAAACGCCAAUGCCAACGCAAUGUUUGUUUUGUUUCGAUAUUCUAACUUUGAAACUUAUUUCUUUUCAUAAGAAAUUUAAGAAACUAAAACGCAAUAAAAUCACGGUAACAUAUAUUAAAAAUUGCAUAAUAAUCAAGUAUAAGAUAAGGCCUAAAUGCCCCACGCCAUGGCGAGUUUAGCGACAAAAAACUUCGUUUUACUGACAAGAUUUGCUAAAACUGUGUCCAAUGGGUCAAAACGGCUAUCCUCACAUUUUAUUUACUAUCCUGACAAUGAAAAACCGGUCGAAGGUGAGACGGCAAAAAUGAACAUGAUGCAUGCCAUUAAUAAUGCCAUGGACAUCACACUGAAGCAGGACUCCUCGGCUGUAUUGUUUGGGGAGGAUGUGGGCUUCGGUGGAGUUUUCCGCUGUGCACUUGGCUUACAGGAGAAAUAUGGCAAGGAUCGCGUGUUCAACACCCCACUAUGUGAGCAGGGUAUUGCAGGAUUUGGAAUAGGGCUCGCCACAGCCGGGGCCACUGCCAUAGCAGAGAUACAAUUUGCUGACUACAUCUUUCCCGCUUUUGAUCAGCUAGUAAACGAAGCAGCUAAAUACCGCUACCGCUCGGGAGGCCAGUUUGAGUGCGGAGGGCUGACGGUGCGCGCGCCGUGCGCCGCAGUGGGGCACGGCGGCCUGUACCACUCGCAGAGCCCUGAGGCAUUUUUCGCGCACGCUGCUGGACUAAGGGUUGUAGUCCCCCGCGGCCCCAUCGCGGCCAAAGGCUUGCUAUUGUCCUGCCUGCGCUCGCGCGACCCCUGCGUGUUCCUGGAGCCCAAGAUCCUGUACCGCUCCGCUACGGAGGACGUGCCCGUGGAAGACUACACUUUACCGCUAGGACAGGCCCAGCUCCUGAGAGAAGGUUCAGAAGUGACCCUCAUAGGCUGGGGCACGCAAGUGCACGUGCUGCUGGAGGUGGCCGAUGCAGCUCGCGACCAGCUCGGCGCGAGCUGCGACGUCAUCGAUCUGCAGUCCAUCCUGCCCUGGGACCAGGACACCGUCUGCAACUCGGUGAAGAAGACUGGCCGUUGCCUGAUAUCUCACGAGGCGCCUCUUACUUCAGGUUUCGGCGCCGAAUUAGCUGCCACCAUACAGAAGGAAUGCUUCCUGCACCUGGAGGCGCCCGUGUCCCGCGCGGCGGGCUGGGACGCGCCCUUCCCGCACGCCUUCGAGGCGCUGCACCUGCCCGACAAGUGGAGGUGCUUCGGUGCCCUUAAGCAAUUGCUAGAUUACUGACCUGCCAACAAAAAUAUUAACCCUUGCAUCAUCCCACUGACCCGAGGUUAACCUUAACCGGUUAACUCGGUGUCGAAUUGUAUUGGUAACCAUGGUAACUCCGGGUUUAACCGGUUAACCCCGGGUUAAUGGCACGGUGCAAGUGGCCCUUAUCCAGCCCGACAGUUCAAAAAUAACAAUUGAGUAUCAGUCUUAUUGGUCUUACUCAUUGGGAAUAGAACACAAGUUUGAAGUGCCGUAUGUGGGAAAUAUAUCUCCCUCAGGCUGGGAAAAAGUUAGCUUGUGAAAGUUCCUUACAUUCCAGUGCCUUGGGAGCGGGUUGUUGAAUAUAAGUCGUUUUAAUUUUAUAAGGAUCAUUCUGUUGUACAAAUGUGUUUUUUUUUUAUAAAUAUAUGUAUAUUUGAUCGUU
This is a messenger RNA of Cydia pomonella (codling moth), 1686 nucleotides long. It is a transcript of the gene BckdhB, whose product is annotated as 2-oxoisovalerate dehydrogenase subunit beta, mitochondrial. Gene Ontology annotation, biological process: branched-chain amino acid catabolic process; response to nutrient. The transcript has 9 exons. Bases 159 to 1277 code for a protein of 372 amino acids. The record is from RefSeq and is a predicted model, not a curated record. Gene Ontology annotation, molecular function: catalytic activity. NCBI's taxonomy places the organism in Eukaryota, Metazoa, Arthropoda, Insecta, Lepidoptera, Tortricidae.